GGAAAAGUGUUCACGCGUGCUUUGUUUUAUUUAUUUUUUAAGAACGAAAAUAUAUUAAUUUUAUUGAAAUUAUUUAAUGAAAACUAAAAAAAAUAAUAACAAAAUGCCAGCCGUCAAAGCAGAACCCAAAAUAGAAGAUAAAUUACAACAAAUAAAUCAAUCUCUAUUGAAAUUGACUGCCGAACCGGACAAGUUUCUCAUAGCACAGCCCGAAAAAUGUAAAAAUAUUGAGGAAAUGUUGCUGGAGAUGUAUGGUGCAACCAUAGAAAGUGAUCAUGAUAAUAAGGGUAAUCCAGAAAUUUUGCCCGAACUGGUGGUGGAAGAAAUGGAUAUAGAACAGAUAUGGCAGCAAUUGGAAUUGCGUAAUAAUUUCGUCUUAGGUGGACUGAUAAAAAGAACUGCCAAAUUGUUGGCUUUAAGAGAACAGAAAUUGGAAGUGCAUUUGAAAGAGGAUGAAGACGAGGCUGAUGAUAUGCAAUUGGGUGAAGAAGAGGAAGACGAGGAUGAUCAUGAAUUGCAAGAUUUAGCAGAAGAGGACGAAGAAAAAAAUGAAAAUGACAACAAUGAUGAAGACGAAGAAGAUGCUGAUUUAUUUAAAGAAAAAUCAAAACUUAAAAAAAAAUCCAUACGUAAAUCAGUAGUUGAUGACAAAUUCUUCAAGUUAGAUGAAAUGGAAGCCUUCUUAGAAGCCGAGGAAGCCAAAGAAGAUAGAAAAUACAGAGGCAAAUUAUUGGCCAAGGAUGAUGAUGGUAUUAAUUACUUUGCUGAAGAUUUUGGAGAUGAGGCUGAAAUUGACUCCGAGGAUGAAGAUUCAAAUCCAGCUUAUAAAGACUUCUUUGAUGAAGAAGAUUUAGAAGAAGAGGAGAAACCAAAAAACAAAGAUAAAAAUAAGAAAAAACAGAAAGAUCAUUUUGCUGCCAAUGCGCAAGAGGAGGAAGAUGAAGAUGAUGAAGACCUAAAUGAGGAACAAGAAGAUGAAGAUAUGGAAAAUGAAGAUGAAAAUAUGGAACAAGCCUCUGAAGAAGAAGGUGAACAAGAUGAAAAAGUGCCUUUAGGUUCCGGAGAAUAUUCCGAAGAUUCGGAAGACAGUGAAAAACCAGAUGAACCUAAAUCCUCUUUUGAGUUAAGACAAGAUCGUUUAGAUCAACGUAUACGUGAUUAUGAAUCGGAGGUAUUGGGCGAAAAACCUUGGCAACUUAAGGGUGAAGUACAGGCUACAUCACGUCCACAAAAUUCUUUACUCGAAGAAGUACUAGAAUUUGAAUCUACUGUACGGCCAGCACCCAUUAUUACCGAAGAAACUACCCGCUGCCUGGAAGACAUCAUUAGACAACGUAUUAAAGAUCAAGCCUGGGAUGAUGUGGUACGUGUUGUAAAACCAUUAAACACACCUCAAGAUUAUCGCAAAAAACUGGUAUUGGAUCAGGAAAAAUCCAAAGAAUCUUUGGCCCACAUCUAUGAAAAAGAGUAUCAACUUGAAAUGGAAAAACUCAAUCCUAAUCGUGACCCUAAUGAUCCCGACGAACCAAAAGAACAUCAAGAAAUACGUAAACAAAUGCGUGACUUAUUCGUUAAACUCGAUGCCCUAUCCAACUUCCACUUUACACCCAAACCAGUUGCACCUGAACCUAGAAUUAUUACAAAUACUCCAGCUGUGGCUAUGGAGGAGGUGGCUCCCGUUGCAGUUAGUGAUGCCAAACUAUUGGCACCUGAGGAAGUAUUUCGUGGUCCGAAAUAUGAACUGGUUGGCAAAUCGGAACGUACUAAAACCGAUAAAAAUCGUGCUUUACGCAAAAAGAAAUCGAAACAAAGGGCCAUUCACACUGCCUUGGAGGCCAAGGAUUUGGACCGCCAGAAGAAGGGCAUACCACUGACAAAGAAGGAAGAAAGUGCCAAGCUAAUGAAAAAGUUGACAAAACAAAGAAAUGUAGAAAAGAUUACAACCAGCAACGAUCAAGGUGCAUUAAAAUCAUCCAAGGCCUUCUUCUCCAAACUGCAGGAUCAAGCAACAACCACCGUGAAGCCAACAAAAAAGAAACAGGAUGCCAAAACUUUAUCAGCGAAAAAAUUAAAAUUAUAGUCAAACUAAGUAAUUGUUUUCAUUUUUUUCUUCUUUUUUUUAAAUUAGCAAAGUCAAGUAAUAAACAUACAUAU
Messenger RNA from Calliphora vicina (urban bluebottle blowfly), 2154 nucleotides. Its product is annotated as U3 small nucleolar ribonucleoprotein protein MPP10. Gene Ontology annotation, cellular component: Mpp10 complex; sno(s)RNA-containing ribonucleoprotein complex; small-subunit processome. Gene Ontology annotation, biological process: rRNA processing. The record is from RefSeq and is a predicted model, not a curated record. The transcript has 3 exons. Bases 77 to 2080 code for a protein of 667 amino acids. Lineage: Eukaryota; Metazoa; Arthropoda; Insecta; Diptera; Calliphoridae.